AUGCUGGUACAAGCGUUGAUGCCCAUUGCGGCACUAUUGGCGGCUAUGCCUGCCUUUGUCGAGGGUAAGAUCCAUCGUGCAUCCUUGUACAAGGAAGAGGGUUCUAGUUUGUCUGAGGUGUCGCUAACUUAUCGGUCCGCGCUGGCCGGUCAAAAAUAUCUUCACGGUUUCAAGAAGUUGCAUCCUCAUAUUAAUAUUACUGAUAUUUUGGAGAAGUUGAAGGGUGCUGCUAACGGUGAGGUUGAGAGGGCUAGUUCUAACGGACAUCCUAUUGCUUUGGAUAAUUUUGUUAACAACCAGUACUACUCUGAAAUUGGUCUCGGGACGCCUCCACAGUCUUUCAAGGUGGUUAUGGACACCGGAUCUUCUAACCUCUGGGUUCCUAACAAAAACUGUGUUUCGGAGGCUUGUUUGAAUCACGCUAGAUUUGACCAUGACCGCUCAAGUUCAUAUGCUAAGAAUGACAGUAGGUUCUCUGUGUCGUACGGUAAGGGUUCGAUGGAGGGGUUUGUCUCUUACGAUACGUUGAAGAUCGGCGAUUUGACGAUCAAGAACCAGGGAUUUGCGGAGGCUACUGUCGAGCCCGGUUCCGCGUUUGUGUACGGUCAGUUCGAUGGUAUUUUAGGUUUGGCGUACGACGGCCUUGCCGUUAACCACAUUGUCCCACCGUUCUAUGAAGCCGUACACCAAGGGUUGCUUGACGAGCCUGUGUUUGCCUUCUACUUGUCUGACGAGAAAAAGGGUGACAGCCUGGCUGGUGAGGUGGUGUUUGGUGGUUAUGACGAAACCAAGUUCACUGGCGAAAUUAGUUGGUUGCCUGUUAUCCGGAAGGCUUACUGGGAAGUUGAGCUAAACUCUAUCACUCUUGGCAGCCAGAAGUUCCAGUUGCAGAACUACGGCGGUGCUUUGGACACCGGUACUUCUUUCAUCACGUUCCCUUCGGAAUUGUACCAGGAAUUCGUCUCCAAGACAGGCGCAACUGUUGACCCUGACGACGGUCACAUUAUUGCUCCAUGCUCCGGCAGUGGCUUCCCAGACUUGACUUUCGAACUCGCUGGUAGGAGCUUCACCAUCAGUUCUUCUGACUAUGUUGUUCAAUGGGACGACACCACAUGUGCUGUUGCCAUUACUCCACUGGACUUGGGUGGUGCUGGUAAGAUGGUUAUCAUCGGUGAUGUCUUCUUGCGUAGAUGGUACAGUAUCUACGAUCUCAGCAAGAACGCUGUCGGCCUGGCUAAGUCUGUUUAA
Molecule: messenger RNA, 1248 nt
Organism: Eremothecium cymbalariae DBVPG#7215
Lineage: Eukaryota; Fungi; Ascomycota; Saccharomycetes; Saccharomycetales; Saccharomycetaceae
Gene: PEP4
Product: proteinase A
Exons: 1
Coding region: 1-1248 (415 amino acids)
Cellular component (GO): fungal-type vacuole
Molecular function (GO): aspartic-type endopeptidase activity
Source: RefSeq, a predicted model, not a curated record